AUGGACGGCAGUGGUGGUGGUGGUGGUUACCGGUCGUUUUCCGUCAACUUCCCGAACCCCAUCCUCCCACCUUUCCCACCGGUGAUUGUUCACCGAAGAUACAAUCAUCAAGAGAUUCUUCCCUUCCCUGAGAGAUUUGGUUCUUCUUCGUUCCAUGGCAGCGCAAGCAGUACUAACAGCCUGCUGCCGGCGGCCGAUGCCGCGACAGCGUCUUGGCUGAGUCAUCUCCAGAACGUGAACUUUGGGGGGAGCCGUGGCAGCUUUCCCCACGGACUGGUGGCGCCGCCGCCGGCGAGCUGGGGUAACCAGAACCCGGAGAUGAUGAGCGCCGCUGGCAGUCCUGAAGAAACAAGGAGAGAGAAAGGACAUGAUGAGCGCCGCUCCUCUAAUGGCGUCGCCUUCAUCAAGGGCCAGUGGACUGAAGAAGAAGAUAGGCUUCUGAUUAGGUUGGUGAACGAGCACGGAGAUAGGCGAUGGAGUGUGAUCGCCACCAAGAUUGUCGGCCGUGCCGGAAAACAGUGCAGAGAGAGGUGGCAUAACCACCUUCGUCCUGAUAUUAAGAAGGAAUCGUGGAGUGAGAGAGACGAGAGGCUGUUGGUGCAAGUGCAUGAGCAGCUGGGAAACCGGUGGUCGGAGAUCGCGAAGCGGAUUCCCGGCCGGUCGGAGAACUCGAUCAAGAACCACUGGAACGCCACCAAGAGACGGCAGUUCUCCAAGAGGAGAAUGAGGUCGUCGUCGUUGCAGGACGCCGGGAGCAGCCGCGCCGGCGGGAGGAGGAGAUCGGUGGUUCUUGAGAACUAUAUAAAGUUUAAGUACUUCAGUGGCCUCAGCCUCGGCCAGCCCGGAAGUUCGCUCGUUCCAGAGCAACCUUCAAUCCAACAACAGGUUAACGUCGACAUUCCGCCGCCGCAGCCGCUGCCGCCGGCAGCGGCAGCAGCGGCAGCUGCGGCGGGCGAUGAGCAAGACAGCCGCGAUUCUCCGUCGAUCUUGACGGAGACGUACGACGAUGAGGUGAACUUCAUGCAGAAACUGUUCGGUAACUCGUCGUCAUCCUCGACGUCGCCGACGGCGGCUAACAAUGGCUCCCGGAGCAAUAACACCGCCGAAUUCGCCGCGUUUGGGUGGAGGACUAAUGAAGUAGACAGCGUGCCGGAGGAGGACAGCUGGAGCACCUAUCUGGCGUCCGAUCCAAACUUAUACGAAAUGGGCGGUGCUGAUCAAAUCAACUCCUCAACUCCACAAGCUCCCGCCGCUAACAACACAAACUCCGGCGCCGGGUAUGGCAGCGCCGCCGCUUCUCACUGUGGAGCCCCACCCUUGAACCGCUGGUCUUCCUCCGCCACCGCCGCCGCAAUGGAUAUGGAUUUGAUGGACUUGGUGUCUGCAGCUUCUUCUUCUCGCUGCCCCCAUGGCUAUGGAAGCUGCUGCACCAAAACCCCGCGCCAAAUGUUCUAAUUACUAUCUUAAUUACUAAUUAAUGGUGUUUUAUGUUGCAAUUAGCAGACUUGUAAGCUAUAUUUAAUUUGCUUAAUGUGUGUGUAUGUAUAAUAUAAUUAUAUGUGUGGAUGUUAUCUUAAUUACCCAUAUGA
Ipomoea nil (Japanese morning glory) is the source of this 1589-nucleotide messenger RNA. RefSeq names its product myb-like protein Q. Lineage: Eukaryota; Viridiplantae; Streptophyta; Magnoliopsida; Solanales; Convolvulaceae. Gene Ontology annotation, molecular function: DNA-binding transcription factor activity, RNA polymerase II-specific; RNA polymerase II cis-regulatory region sequence-specific DNA binding. Gene Ontology annotation, cellular component: nucleus. The coding region runs from base 1 to 1455 and encodes 484 amino acids. Gene Ontology annotation, biological process: regulation of DNA-templated transcription. The transcript has 3 exons. The record is from RefSeq and is a predicted model, not a curated record.